AGUUUGAACGAUCUCUUGUUAUUUGCUGCUGUUUUGCUAUCCACAAAUGGCUCUUGAUGCAAAACUUGCUCUUCUUUUGAUUCAUAUCCUUAGUGUUGCCGGCAAUGGAUACAGUUCUUUACAAGAGAACUACUACGGGAGUGAAGAUGAACACAGGAAAAAGUUGGAUUCUUCUUUCAAAAGUGGGUUUGCAACAGGUUAUGCAUUUUCUUCAGUUUCCAUUUUAGCUAUUUUCAUGUCCUGUUGUGUGCCUUGGGCUCGUCUUAACAAGAGGAGGAGGAACAAGAUAAUGAUGAAGACACCAAUGAUGACAUCUUUGAUGGAAAGGCGAGAGAAGAAGAUAAAAGAAGCCAACGAGCAGAUUUGUAUGUUGGAGAGUCUUGUUAAGAGAUUGAGUUUCGUAGGCAUCAGAAAUGCAACAGCAAAUUUUAGCCAAGCCAACAAAAUUGGAUUGGGACGAAUGGGAACCAUGUAUAUGGCUACCCUUCCUGAUGGUAGGUUCCUUUCAGUGAAGAGGAUAGUUGACUCUCAACAGUUUGAGGAACAGAUAGUUUCUGAAUUGAAAACAUUGGGUACAUUAAAGCAUAAGAACUUACUGCCCCUGUUCGGAUUCUGCGUAGAAUCAAAUACAAGGCUUCUGGUGUACAAGUAUAUGUCUAAUGGAAACCUUUUUGAUUGGAUACAUCCAGUGAAGCACCGGAGGAAGACUCUGCAAUGGCCUUUGAGGUUGAAAAUUGCGGUUGGGGUAGCAAGAGGCCUGGCAAGGCUCCACCAUGGCUGCAGAGGUCAAGUGGUGCAUCUCAACAUAAGCUCAAAGUGUAUUUUGCUUGAUAAGAAUUUCGAACCCAAGCUAUCGAAUUUCGGAAAGGCGAUGCUGAUCAUGAGUAUGAGUAACAGUCCAGGAGUGCAUAAUGAGUUUUGUGAGAUGGCGCUUGUUAAGGAAGAUGUGCACGGAUUUGGAGUUGUACUGCUUGAGCUGAUUACUGGGAUGGAUUGUAGCAAAAUUAAUUUUUCCUCAAACAGCAUUCUUAAUGAAUGGAUUGGUCAUCUCUUGAGCACUUCUUAUUUUAAUGAUGCCAUGGAUAGGUUUCUGAUUGGGCAAGGAUUUGACGAUGAGAUCUUUCAGCUGCUUAAAGUUGCAUGUAACUGUCUUGAUUGCACUCCAGAUCGAAGGCCGACAAUGCUUCAAGUGUACAAGGACAUAAAGGCAAUAACCAAGAGAUGUGAAGUGGUUGAUGAUUCAGAGAUCCAAAUGCAGCCUGAAAUUUGUCCUGCUACUUCUCAAGACUAAUCUGUUGCCAGCAAAAACAGGACCGAAGUUAGCAGAUCUAUAUUUUCCUGUUUCUAUCAUGUUCAUAAACCAACAUGUAAGAAGCAAUAUUGUAUAGAAUAUAAUUGUGUCCGGGAAUAAGUUGCCAGCAUUUUACUUUGUAAUUCAAACAGAAGAUCAAUCUGAUCAAAAUACGCCGAUGAGUGAAAAUGGUUUGGAUAA
This is a messenger RNA of Populus trichocarpa (black cottonwood), 1492 nucleotides long. RefSeq names its product probably inactive leucine-rich repeat receptor-like protein kinase At5g48380. NCBI's taxonomy places the organism in Eukaryota, Viridiplantae, Streptophyta, Magnoliopsida, Malpighiales, Salicaceae. The coding region runs from base 47 to 1291 and encodes 414 amino acids. Gene Ontology annotation, molecular function: ATP binding; protein kinase activity. The transcript is spliced from 2 exons. Gene Ontology annotation, biological process: protein phosphorylation. The record is from RefSeq and is a predicted model, not a curated record.